Messenger RNA from Brugia pahangi, 687 nucleotides. The record is from the annotation of a GenBank genome assembly. Lineage: Eukaryota; Metazoa; Nematoda; Chromadorea; Rhabditida; Onchocercidae.
AUGGAUUAUUCAUUAAGAUGGAUUCUUUUCAUACUUCUUCCAGAAGUAACACAAUGUUAUAUCAAGGUUUUACCAGGCCUUACAUUUGAACAAUUAAACGGCAAAGGAAAGAUGUGGGUUGGUCCACCAAUGAUUCCGCCAUUUUGCUAUCCACCAGGAGCACCAGGAGCACCAGCAGCACCGGCAGCACCAGCACCGGCACCAGCAGCACCAGCACCAGCUGUACCAGCAGCACCAGCACCAGCAGCACCAGUGGCGCCAGCGGCACCAGCGGCACCAGCGGCACCAGCAGCACCAAUGCAAACAAAAUCUCUUUGGUGGUGUCCACCUAUGUAUCAAAAACCACCCAGCCAAUAUCCUAUGGUGCCACAACCUCCUCAAUAUCCUCAACCUCCACAAUACCCUCAGCCUCCACAAUAUCCUCAGCCUCCACAAUAUCCUCAAGCUCCACAAUAUCCUCAAGCUCCACAAUAUCCUCAAGUUCCACAAUACCCUCAACCUCCACAAUACCAACCUCCGCAAUACCAACCUCCGCAAUAUCAACCUCCACAAUAUCCCAAAGCUCCAAAAUAUCCGCAGUAUCCAACUGCUGGUGCAGGAAUGGUAGGAUCAUCUUAUGGAAUAUAUGAAGAAGAUUCUGAUCAAAGUUUAACUGAUUUUGAGCAAUAUCAAAUGAGUUUCACUUAA